AUGAAAUUCACUGCUGUUUUCACUCUCGCUUCAGUUGCUUUAGCAUUAAACUUGGACCAAGUCAGAUUAAUCAACGACCACGAAGUGGUUAUUCAAGAUACUGAAUAUGGUUACCCAGCAAUUGUCAAUUUGAAAGACGAAGAUGACCAAGCUGAAGUUGCUAAAAAGACCAAAUCAUCAACUAAAGUCACUACUACCACUUCAUCUCAUGUCACUUCUGUUACCACUACAACUACUUCUCACUCAUCAAAGAAGCAUUCAUCCACUUCUACCAAACACAAGACUUCAACUCACUCAAUCACCAAGACUGCUGGUGCCGAUGCUGUUGCUGCUAGUGUAGGUGGUCCAUUGUUGGUUGCUUUGGGAUUAUUGUUGUAA
Messenger RNA from Lodderomyces parapsilosis, 378 nucleotides. RefSeq names its product Pga53p (gene PGA53). The transcript has a single exon. NCBI's taxonomy places the organism in Eukaryota, Fungi, Ascomycota, Pichiomycetes, Serinales, Debaryomycetaceae. The coding region runs from base 1 to 378 and encodes 125 amino acids. The record is from RefSeq and is a predicted model, not a curated record.